Molecule: messenger RNA, 2502 nt
Organism: Olea europaea var. sylvestris
Lineage: Eukaryota; Viridiplantae; Streptophyta; Magnoliopsida; Lamiales; Oleaceae
Product: heterogeneous nuclear ribonucleoprotein 1-like
Exons: 4
Coding region: 491-1921 (476 amino acids)
Molecular function (GO): RNA binding
Source: RefSeq, a predicted model, not a curated record
ACCCAUAUAUAUAUUUUUAAAUAUAAAUAUAAAUAUAAACAAUAUCUGCCCCUCAUCCCAGCUAAGGAACUCCAUUUCUUUUGUUUAUUUAAAAGGAGUGGAAUAACCAAGAAAAAGAAAGGAAGGGAAGGACCUUUGGGGGAGCUAGAGAGAGAAGAAAAUGAGAGGAUGAGCACAUCCUCUGUUUUCAUUUUUGUAUAAUUUCUCUCCUUAGAUCUUAGUUUUUUUUUUUAUCAGAUUUUGUCGUCUGGGCUCCCCCCUUCCAAUGGUCAGUUUUUAUAUUGAAUUUGGAGAAAAUUAGCAAUCUUUUCAUUUUUCAUCGAUCGGAUUAUGUAUCUAAAUUAUGGAUUUUCAGGAUGGCGAGAUUGAAUCCUGUUUGAUUAUGUAGGAUCCGAUGAUUUUCAAUUAAAUCCAGCAUUUUCACUUGCUAAUUGAUCAGUAUCGGUACUGCUUCCUAUCUGAUUUUCUGGAUAAGUGAAUUGCAGGAAAGAUGGAAUCAGAUCAAGGUAAGCUAUUUAUUGGUGGGAUUUCUUGGGACACAGAUGAGGAUCGCCUUAAAGAAUAUUUUGGAGCAUAUGGAGAAGUGAUGGAGGCUGUGAUCAUGAGAGAUCGUACCACUGGCCGUGCUCGUGGCUUUGGGUUUGUGGUCUUCACCGAUUCUGCAGUAGCUGAAAGAGUCAUUAAGGAGAAGCACAUGAUUGAUGGACGAACUGUGGAAGCAAAGAAAGCUGUUCCAAGGGAUGAUCAGCACCUGAUGUAUAGAAAUAGUAGUAACAGUCAAGGAUCACCAGGUCCCGGACGCACUAAAAAAAUAUUUGUAGGAGGACUAGCAUCAACCGUCACGGAGAGUGACUUCAAAAGUUAUUUUGAUCAAUUUGGAACCAUAACUGAUGUGGUAGUGAUGUAUGACCACAAUACUCAAAGACCUCGAGGUUUUGGGUUUAUAACAUACAAUUCAGAGGAUGAAGUCGAUAGGGUGUUGCACAAAACAUUUCACGAACUCAAUGGUAAGAUGGUUGAGGUGAAGCGGGCAGUUCCAAAAGAAUUGUCUCCAGGACCCAGCAGAAGCCCUCUUGUUGGAUACAACUAUGGUUUCGGUAGAGCCAACAACUUUCUAAAUAGCCAUGUACAAGGAUAUAAUCUAAGUUCACUGGGGAGCUAUGGAGUCAGGACAGAUGGUAGAUAUAGUCCAUUAGCCGGUGCUCGAUCUGGGCUCUCCCAAUUCGGUUCUCCGGCUUAUGGAAUGGGUGUGAAUAUGGAUCAAGGGUUGAAUUCUGGCUUUGGAGGGGGUUCGAACUUAAGUAGCAAUCUUGGGUACGGGCGCAUUAUAAAUCCCUAUUUUGGUGGUAAUCAGAGCAGGUAUAAUACUCCUAUUGGUUACAAUACAAGUAGUAGCCGAGGAGAUUCCCUUUUCAAUUCUUCUUCCCGAAACAUGUGGGGGAAUACUGGACUGAAUACUUCUCCGAGUAAUGCAAACUCCGGAUCAUACUUUGGUUCCAGAAGUGACGGUUUUGGAGUGUUUGGAAAUAAUGGUGCAAAUUGGGGCACUUCUCAUAUUGCCGCUCCCCUUGGGGGUAGUUCUUCUGGUUUUGGCAGAGGAAAUGUUGGCUAUAGAGUUGGAGGAAACAAUUUUUCGUUGGCAGCCGAAGGAUUUGGAAGAAAUGGUGGAACAGCUGUAUCCACAGCAUCUUCACUUACAGCAUCGACCGGCAUUUAUGAAGGAUCUUAUGGGGACUUUUACCGAAGUGGCUUGGUGUAUGGAGAUCCAACUUGGCAAACCACAUCGUCUGAGAUAAAUAAUUCUGGUUCAUUUGGUUAUGGACUUGGGAAUCCAGAAGAUGGCGCUGCUAAAGAAUCUGAGGAUUAUGCCGUGGGUUAUGACAUUACAAAUAGACAAUCCAAUAGAGGAAUUGCUGCAUAGGAAAUUUUAAUAUUUGGAUACCUGAAGAAAAUUGUAGGAGAAGAAAGUCCUGAAAAAUCACGUGGUUGUGAAUUUCAUACACAUCCGACAAGAUACAUAUACCAUGUCAGUCAGUGAAGCUAACGGGGGAGCUUAAUUCAAAGUAUGUGUGUUCAGUGCAAGCAGUUUCAAGGGAUUUUAUGCAGUUAUGAGGUUUAAUUUCUGAAUAUAACUUAGUUUCUUUUCUCUGUAUUUGCUUGAGAUGUAAAUCAGAUUUGCGAGAUAUAUUCUGGAGGAUCCAUUCUAGUUAAUUUGUCGAGCGUCUCUUCAACAAGAAAGUACCAUUCGUAUAACAUCAAAAGGUAGAGAUUUUUGUGUAUUCUUUUGGUUUUGAACUUUUUUGUCGAAGUUAUAUUUGCUGGCGUGAAAUAUAAGAGGGAUACCGGCUUAGGUUCCCUUUUAAUAAAAUACUGUGUUCUUAUUCAUUUUACUGGAUUUUCGAACAGUUUAAAACUUCAUUUGACAUUGUAAUAGAUUAUGUGUAAGAAACAGAUUUCAUGUUUGAAUUUUUCAGUUGCCUAGGUUUAUAAAUAAUGUCUGUU